This is a messenger RNA of Asparagus officinalis (garden asparagus), 342 nucleotides long. Its product is annotated as NADPH:adrenodoxin oxidoreductase, mitochondrial-like. The annotation marks the transcript as partial. NCBI's taxonomy places the organism in Eukaryota, Viridiplantae, Streptophyta, Magnoliopsida, Asparagales, Asparagaceae. The transcript has 3 exons. Gene Ontology annotation, molecular function: oxidoreductase activity. The record is from RefSeq and is a predicted model, not a curated record.
UACUUGCUUCUUCUUAAUCAGGAUUUGCGUGGAAUAUAUUCAGCAAGAGAAUUUGUGUGGUGGUAUAAUGGGCACCCUGAUUGCUACAAUUUGGAGCCAGACUUAAAACACACAGAUACGGCUGUUAUAUUUGGUCAGGGCAAUGUUGCUCUUGAUGUUGCUCGUAUUCUUUUGAGACCUACAAUAGAAUUGUCAGCCACAGAUAUUUCCUCUCAUGCCUUAGAUGCCCUCCAAAAAAGCAGUAUAAGGAAAGUAUACUUGGUUGGAAGACGGGGCCCUGCUCAGGCAGCUUGCACUGCGAAGGAACUCCGUGAAAUUCUUGGUAUAGCUUGUUUGGUAUAG